Gracilinanus agilis (Agile Gracile Mouse Opossum) is the source of this 3077-nucleotide messenger RNA. RefSeq names its product nucleotide binding oligomerization domain containing 2 (gene NOD2). NCBI's taxonomy places the organism in Eukaryota, Metazoa, Chordata, Mammalia, Didelphimorphia, Didelphidae. The transcript has 12 exons. Gene Ontology annotation, molecular function: protein binding. Bases 39 to 3077 code for a protein of 1012 amino acids. Gene Ontology annotation, biological process: regulation of apoptotic process. The record is from RefSeq and is a predicted model, not a curated record.
GCGGAGUCAAUGGCCUGGGUGAUCUUGCAGGAUGAGAAAUGUGCACACAAGAGUUUUUCCAGGCUCAGCGGAGCCAGUUGGUGGGGCGGCUGGCCUUAAGGUCGUUGGAGAACUUUGAAAGUGUCCUGGACUAUCUGCUCUCUUGGGAAGUGCUUACUUGGGAGGAUUAUGAGAGUGUGAGCCUCCCUGGGCAGCCCCUGUCCACUCUGGCUCGACGUCUCCUGGAUAUUGUCUGGAAUAAAGGCGGGCAAAGCUGUGAGCUGCUCUUUGCUGCAGUGCAGAAGGCUGAGGGAGCAGAUGAACAAACAGAACCACCGAGGAGGUGGAGUCACAAUGAAUCCUGUCCAGCCCAGGACCUGCAGAAACACAGGCCGGUGAUUGUCAGGAAAAUCUAUGGCCACGUGGAAAGCAUUUUAAACCUUUUACUCGAACACGGUUUUAUCACCAAGUACGAAUGUGAUGAAAUCAGGCUGCCCAUAUUUACGUCAUCUCAGAGGGCAAGAAGGCUUCUUGACUUUGCAAAAGUAAAAGAUAAUGGAGUGGCCCAGUUUCUCCUCCAGCACAUCCUCCAGUUGCCUGUCCUGCCAGUCCCAUUUCCUGAUGCUACUGCAUGUAAGAAGUACAUGGCCAAGCUGAAGGCCACAGUGUCGGUCCAGUCUCGUUUCCUUAGCACCUAUGAUGGGACCGAGAAUCUGUGCCUAGAGGACAUAUACACAGAGAAUAUCCUAGAAAUUCGGAAGAAUCUCAGCUUGGGUGCACCCAGCCAGAAGGGCCACCACACUCUGGAGCUCUCUGAGAUCUUCAGUGAUAAGGGGUGCCUCAAUGAAGACGCGGACACUGUGCUACUGGUGGGAGAGGCGGGCAGCGGGAAGAGUACCCUUCUGCAGCAGCUCCAUCGCCUGUGGGCCACAGGCCAGCAGUUUCAGGAUUUCCUCUUUGUCUUCCCAUUUAGUUGCCGGCAGCUGCAGUCCAUGGACAAGCCAGUCUCGGUGCAGAGCCUGCUGUUUGAGCAGUGUUGCUGGCCGGAUGAGGGCCAACAGGAGGUCUUCCAGUAUCUCCUUGAUCAUCCUGAUCGGGUCCUGCUCACUUUCGAUGGCUUUGAUGAAUUCAAGUUCCGGUUCACUGAGAGAGAGACCCACUGUUCCCCGACCGACCCUACCUCCCCUCAGAAUCUGCUCUUCAACCUUCUGCGGGGCAAUCUAAUGAAGAACGCCAAGAAGGUACUGACAAGCCGGCCUCACACCAUCUGCCCUUUCCUCAGGAAGUACGUCCGCAAGGAACUCGGCCUGACGGGCUUUUCCCAGGAGGGGAUAGAGCUAUUCAUGAGGAAGCAUCACAGGGACUCUGGGGUAGCUGACCGGCUCGUCCAGCUGGUGAAAGCAACCUCGGCCCUGCACGGCCUAUGUCAGGUGCCUGUCUUCUCGUGGAUUGUGUCCAGGUGUCACAAGGAGCUCCUGCUGCAUGGCUCUGGCUUCCUGAAGACCACCACUGACAUGUAUCUGCUGGUCCUGAGGCAUUUCAUAUCACAUGCCUCCCCCGAGGACGUGGCCUGGGGCCUUGGGGCUGCCACCCUCCGGCCUCGGCUCCCCACCAUCCUGCGCCUGGGCAGACUGGCCCUGUGGGGCCUCGGGAUGUGCAGCUACGUGUUCUCUGCAGAGCAGCUCCGGGCCUCUGGGGUGGACGAGGAGGACCUUUCUCUGGGCUUCCUGGUGCCAUCUAAAAGCUUCUCUCCCGAGAGCUCAGCUCCUCUGGAAUUCUUGCACAUCACUCUGCAGUGCUUUUUUGCCGCUUUCUAUCUGCUGCUUGGUGCAGAUGUCACCCCUUCGGCGAUCAGAUACUUGUUUGGUGGGCACAAGAAGCCCCGUCAGUCUCUGCCUUGGCUGUUUCCCAUGGCCUGUGUCCAAUCCCCUGAGCAAGAAGAGACGGGUGUCCUAACUCUCUUGCAGAAAGCAGAACCCCACAAUGUCCAGAUUACAGCCGUUUUCCUGGCUGGCCUGCUGUCCCAGGAGCACUGGUGCCUGGUAGCCGAAUGCCAGGGGACCUCCACCCCGCUCCUCCAGAAAAAGAGCUGUGCCAGGCGGUGCCUGGCCCAAGGCCUCAGGAGGCACUUCCGGUCCAUCCCCCGGGCUGUGCCGGGAGAGGUCAAGAGUAUGCAUGCCAUGCCUGAGUUCGUCUGGUUGAUCAGGAGCCUCUAUGAGAUGCAGGAUGAGCAGCUGGCCCGGGAAGCCGUGAGUAAGCUGCACGUGGGGCACCUGAAGGUGACCUAUUGCAAUAUUGGUCCUGCUGAAUGUGCUGCCCUGGCUUUCGUGCUAAAGAACCUCCAGCAGCCUGUGGCCCUCCAGCUGGAUUAUAAUUCAGUGGGAGACAUCGGUGUGGAGCAGCUCUUGCCAUGCCUGAGUGUCUGCCACGCACUCUACUUGAGAGAUAACAACAUUUCUGACCAGGGAAUCUGCAGGCUGGUUGACCAAGCUCUACAGUGUGACCAGUUUCAGAAGCUCGCAUUGUUCAAUAACAAGUUGACAGAUGAUUGUGCUCACUCGUUGGCCAGCCUUCUCAAGUACAAGCAGAACUUCUUGGCAUUGAGGUUGGGGAACAAUCACAUUACUGCAGUAGGAGCCAAGGUGUUGGCUGACGGCCUGAAGGACAACGAUUCUCUUCAGUUUUUGGGUCUCUGGGGCAACACAGUGGGAGAUGAGGGAGCCCAGGCACUUGCAUGUGCCCUCCAUCACCACCACAGCUUGAAGUGGCUCAGCUUGGUGGGAAACAACAUUGGCAGUGUGGGCACCCAGGCCUUAGCUCUAAUGCUGGAGAAGAAUGUAUCGCUGGAGGAACUCUGCCUUGAAGAGAACCAUCUCCAAGAUGAAGACAUGUGUACCUUGGUGGAUGGACUCAAGAAAAAUUCAAGUUUGAAAGUCCUUAAGCUUUCCAACAACAACAUUACUCACCGAGGUGUUUCUGCCCUCCUUCAGGUUCUGGAAAGUAAUGCUACUAUUAGUUCAAUCUGGCUCAGAGGAAAUAACUUCACUCCAGAGGAAAUUGAGCAGCUCAGCCUUAUGGACUCCAGAUUUUUGCUUUGA